UGGAGCCAUUUUUGAGCUGGCAGGGCUGAGACUCGCGCUAGUUUCUAAUCCAUUGCAUCUGCCUAAAUGUGCUCUCAAUAUACUUUGAAACAUACAAAUAUCGGCAAAUAAGAUCAUAAUCUACUCUUUCAUAUCAAUAUUUUUGAAUUUAUCGUGGUGGAUUAGCUGAAAAGGGGCUUUAAACUAAAGGGACAAAGGGUACCCGAGCCCACAAAGAUGAGAAGAGGGAUCUCAUCAGCCCCGGAUAAAGUAAUAAUAGCAGGAGUUGGAGGCUCCUUGGAUAAAAAUGCGGUAUUGACAGCAUUGUCCGAUCGGUUAACCCCUCAUUUUACAACUGCCACUUAUAUUCAAAUUAUAACUCCACCGCCUUGCAUUACACAGACUUCAAAUGUCUGUUUGUCCGAACCUCCAGCUGGCAGUAUAUAUUCCACUCCAAACGGAGCAACAAACGGAACCGGACAACGACCUACAUUAGGACGUCCACCGGCCAAGCGGAGGUUGGCGUUGGAUGAGUCGGACCAUCAGUACCCCAUCGAAGGAGCCAGGACCCCCAGGGGAAAGGCUGGAGGAGCCUCCGGGCCAGGGCUCAAGAGCCCCAAAACUCCGAAGUCACCGGCAGAGAAGACGCGUUACGACACGUCGCUGGGCCUGCUAACGAAGAAGUUUGUUGAGUUGCUGGGCCAGUCGUCUGACGGCGUCGUCGACCUCAAUCAGGCUGCAGAGGUUCUCAAGGUGCAGAAGCGACGCCUCUAUGACAUCACCAACGUGCUGGAGGGGGUGCACCUCAUCAAGAAGAAGUCUAAGAAUAACAUACAGUGGAUGGGCUGUAACCUGUCGGAGGAUGGGGUUACGUUGACCAGCAGCCAGAGUCUGAGCAGUGAGCUGUCUGACCUGGGUCAGGAGGAGAGGAGACUGGACGAGCUGAUCCAGAGCUGUACCCUGGACGUCCAACAGAUGACAGAGGCCUCGCACAGCCACAAGUUUGCCUAUGUGACAUACCAAGACAUCCGUCAUCUGCGUCACCUGAAGGACCAGACCGUCAUCGUGGUGAAAGCUCCCUCUGAGACCAAGUUGGAGGUGCCAGACCCACAGGAGGGCCUGUCUGUCCUCCUCACCAGCACCAAGGGGCCUAUCGAGGUGUUCCUCUGUCCGGAGGAGAACGCCAGUAGUCCUGUGAAGAACGGCGGCCCGGAUGUCCAAGGAAACUCCUCCCCUUUCCUCAAAGUGUCAGCAGAGAGUGCAACAGGCGGCGGCGGUAACGACUACGUCGCUCCAGCUCCGUCUGCGGUGACGGUGACCAACCUGUCCCCCAUCACCUCCCCUUUCACCAGCCUGCUGCUGCAAACGGAGGACCAGAUCCCCUCCUCCCUGUCUGGGCUCCUGGAGGGCCACGGGGCCGGGCCCUUCGUCAACCUGUCCCCUCCUCUCCUCAACGAGGACUACAUGCUGAGCUUAGAGGAUGACGAGGGAAUCAGCGAUCUGUUCGACACAUACGACUUUGACAAGCUUCCCCUGGAAGAACUCAUGUGUCCCUCUAUGUAAGAGGGAGGGGUGGAAGACAAGGAUGUGUCUCCCCCCCCCCCCC
Messenger RNA from Salvelinus fontinalis (brook trout), 1585 nucleotides. RefSeq names its product transcription factor E2F3-like. The transcript has 7 exons. Gene Ontology annotation, cellular component: RNA polymerase II transcription regulator complex. Gene Ontology annotation, biological process: regulation of transcription by RNA polymerase II. Gene Ontology annotation, molecular function: protein dimerization activity; DNA-binding transcription factor activity, RNA polymerase II-specific; RNA polymerase II cis-regulatory region sequence-specific DNA binding. The record is from RefSeq and is a predicted model, not a curated record. NCBI's taxonomy places the organism in Eukaryota, Metazoa, Chordata, Actinopteri, Salmoniformes, Salmonidae. The coding region runs from base 217 to 1542 and encodes 441 amino acids.